Molecule: messenger RNA, 1411 nt
Organism: Dendrobium catenatum
Lineage: Eukaryota; Viridiplantae; Streptophyta; Magnoliopsida; Asparagales; Orchidaceae
Product: malate dehydrogenase
Exons: 7
Coding region: 138-1136 (332 amino acids)
Biological process (GO): tricarboxylic acid cycle; oxaloacetate metabolic process; malate metabolic process
Molecular function (GO): L-malate dehydrogenase (NAD+) activity
Source: RefSeq, a predicted model, not a curated record
GGCUCAUUGAAAACCAUAAAAACAACCCUGCCCGUAUUCGUUCACCUGGGUCGUCUCCUUUAUAGCUUUCAUCCACUUUCCCUUCUCUCAUUUGCACACGAUCUCGAGGUUUGCUUGCUACAACUUCGAUACCUCCGAUGGCGAUUGAUCCAGUUCGUGUUCUCGUUACCGGCGCCGCAGGACAAAUUGGAUAUGCGCUUGUACCCAUGAUUGCUCGGGGUGUAAUGCUUGGCCCUAACCAGCCUAUUAUAUUGCACAUGCUUGACAUUCCACCUGCUGCUGAAGCUCUUAAUGGUGUUAAAAUGGAGUUGAUUGAUGCAGCUUUCCCUCUCCUCAAGGGAGUUGUUGCAACAACUGAUGUUGCUGAGGCCUGCACUGGGGUCAAUAUAGCUGUGAUGGUUGGCGGGUUCCCUAGAAAAGAGGGUAUGGAGAGAAAGGAUGUGAUGUCAAAGAAUGUGUCUAUCUACAAGUCCCAAGCAUCAGCACUUGAAAAACAUGCAGCAGCAAAUUGCAAGGUCUUGGUUGUGGCCAAUCCAGCCAAUACUAAUGCCCUUAUCUUGAAGGAGUUUGCUCCAUCUAUUCCAGAAAAGAACAUAACCUGUUUAACAAGGUUAGAUCAUAACAGGGCGCUUGGUCAAAUUUCGGAGAGAUUAAAUGUUCAAGUAAGUGAUGUAAGGAACGUUAUUAUUUGGGGAAACCAUUCAUCAACUCAGUACCCUGAUGUCAGCCAUGCCACUGUAAAGACACAAGAUGGUGAAAAACCUGUUCGUGAACUUGUUGCUGAUGAUGAAUGGCUGAGAGGAGAUUUUAUCACAACUGUGCAACAACGUGGUGCUGCGAUCAUCAAAGCUAGGAAGCUCUCCAGUGCCCUUUCUGCUGCAAGUUCUGCCUGUGAUCACAUUCGAGAUUGGGUCCUUGGCACUCCUGAGGGAACUUGGGUCUCCAUGGGUGUCUACUCUGAUGGAUCUUACAAUGUACCUGCUGGACUAAUUUAUUCUUUCCCUGUGACAAGCCUUAAUGGAGAGUGGUCUAUUGUUCAGGGACUUACAAUUGAUGAAUUCUCAAGGAAGAAGCUGGAUGCAACGGCUGAGGAGCUGACUGAGGAGAAGGCUCUGGCAUAUUCCUGCCUCUCAUAAAUUAAGCCACAGCCUUCAGUGAGGUUUUCUUCUGUGCUCUUACUUUUGUUGUUAAAAAUGAAGCCAAAGUUGCACAGCCACAUAUCCUGAAUAAACAGACCGGCACUGAAAGAUUUGGUUGAUAAGCUACUAAUUUCUAAGUACGCUUAACUCUUUCUUCAACUUCUGUUGCUUUAUUCUCAUUUGAUCAACGUUGGCUCCUAUUCCUUCCUCCUGUAUAUGGAGAUACUUGGCUAUCUUGGGAUUAUUUAAGGAAGUAAUUAUUCUCUGAAUCC